CAAUAUUGCAAUGGCUUAUCCACCAAGGCAGCACUCUUCAUCUUCUCAUUCCCGCUCUUCCGGUUCUAAUAUUGCAUGCUUGUUUUUCCUCUGCCUUACAGCAUUUUUUGUCUUUAAGAUCGAUAUUGUGAUUGUUCAGAAACUAUCAAGAGCUUGGCACGCCACAGAACACAUAGCGAUAAACCAGAUAGAAGUUGAUGGACCCAAAUCACCCGAAUCGCCAUUCAAAUUAGGGAAUGGAAGUUUUCACCGUGAGUUUGUGCUGUCAUGGGGAGAUCACCAUUGCAAGAUACUUGAAGAUGGGGAGCUACUUACCCUGGAGCUUGAUAGAACUUCUGGAGCUGGGUUUGAGUCCAAGAAGGAAUUUAUCUUCUGCAAGAUUGACAUGAGAAUCAAGCUCGUCCCCGGAGAUUCCGCCGGCACUGUCACCACCUAUUAUUUGUCAUCAGAAGGCGAUCACCAUGAUGAGAUCGAUUUUGAAUUCUUGGGGAACUCGAGUGGAAAUCCCUACACUCUUCACACAAAUGUAUUUAGUCAAGGAAGAGGCGAUAGAGAGGUGCAGUUCUUCUUGUGGUUUGACCCUACUGCAGAUUUUCACACCUAUACUAUCCUUUGGAAUCCCAAAUCCAUCAUCUUCUAUGUUGAUGGAACACCAAUAAGAGAGUUCAAAAACGCAGAGAAUAUUGGGGUGCCGUUCCCCAAGGACCAACCGAUGAGGCUAUACAGUAGCAUAUGGAACGCCGACAGCUGGGCUACGCAGGGCGGGCGAGUGAAGAGCAAUUGGACUCUCGCUCCCUUCAUAGCCGCCUACAGAAACUUCACAUCCCAAGGCUGCGUUUGGUCCCGCCCGCGUAGAUCCUCGUCCUGCAAUUUCGACGACGCCGCGCUAUCCGCCGAGAAUUCCUGGUUCACCACGGAGCUCAACCGCUGGACUCGAGCCAGGAUGAGGACUAUUCAGAGAAGGCAUAUGGUUUAUAAUUACUGCACCGAUAAAUGGAGGUUUCGCCGCCGCGGCCCUGGCCGAGAAUGUAGGUUUCGCUAGCCUCUAUCCU
Messenger RNA from Ipomoea nil (Japanese morning glory), 1052 nucleotides. Its product is annotated as xyloglucan endotransglucosylase/hydrolase protein 22-like. Gene Ontology annotation, biological process: cell wall biogenesis; xyloglucan metabolic process. NCBI's taxonomy places the organism in Eukaryota, Viridiplantae, Streptophyta, Magnoliopsida, Solanales, Convolvulaceae. Bases 11 to 1042 code for a protein of 343 amino acids. The record is from RefSeq and is a predicted model, not a curated record. Gene Ontology annotation, molecular function: hydrolase activity, hydrolyzing O-glycosyl compounds; xyloglucan:xyloglucosyl transferase activity. The transcript has 5 exons. Gene Ontology annotation, cellular component: cell wall; apoplast.